AUGCCUCAGCUCCAUGACGAUCGUCCACCACCCAAGAAGGCACGAGCAAGAAUCUACAGCGAUGAAGAGGAAGACAUUCGACGUGAUCGUACUAGACCACAAACGAGCACUCGCUUAGUUGAACAUCUCUUCGAUGACGAUGUCCCAUGUAGGCCGCGUUCGCACAGCACUGGACAAGAUAACCAGCAAGAUGAAGAUGAUCAACAGGAAGACGAGGAGCAGGAGGAUGAUGGCAUCGAGCCGAGGCAUUUCGAGAAGCUCAUCCGUGAGAUGCACUAUAGCAAGGCAGACAAGAGCAAGCUUGACGUAUGGAGUGAUGCAGCCCGUUUCAUCCCUCGAGCCAUGGGGCCUUUCAUUGACAUUCUCCAGACUCUGCAAGUCGGCAUAGCAUGUCAUGGUGUAGCUAAGGAUGCAUGGGAUCUCACCGACUGGCCUUAUCUUGCUUACAAAGUGUUUAGUGAUGAUGAGAGUGCUUCGAAGCUCAUAGAGCAUUACAGCACUCUCCUGAGGAUCAUACCUGGCCUGGCGAAGCUUGUUCCGCACUUUGAGAACGAGCCAGAAGACCUUGUUCACUUCGCCACCUUCCUGUCUCGCAAGGCCCGUUCGGCGCGCACGGACGACCUCAGCAAUGUAAAGAAGAACAUAUUAAGAUUUGUUCCGACAAUCAGAAACGUUCCGUACAUCGACUCUGAGCAUCCGAAGGAAGCACGAGGAUUCCAUCACUUCGCGACUGCACGUCUUUUAUGCCCUCGUCGAAUACGCGAACACUUCGAUGAGGACCCCGAGAAGUUCUGCAAGGAUGUCCUCGAGGGCCAGAUUCCCAUUGCAUCCACAGACCUCCCAUCGAUGGUCUAUCCUGAGAAUGGUUACAAUCCGUGUGCUGUCGAUGAAAAUGCCUUGAAGAGUGACCUGCUGGCUUCGUGCUUUCGAGCGCUGUUCACGAGACCUCGCAGUGGCAAACUGCCGAGGAACAAGGUCCCUGGUGAGCACAAGAAGGGAGGUGGACAUAACCCUAUCGCCUACAAUUACCGCAUGAAAGAAUGCAACGAAUACAACAUUGCGUAUCUUGCUCGCUUUGCAGCAAACUCCCAGUCCGAAUGGACUGAGGCAGACGACGACUUCUGCAGCGAAGAAUUCUUCAAUUUCAUCCUCGCUCUCUUUGAAGACCCCGAGUGGCGUGAGAAGACACUUGCUUGGUACAAUGCUGAAGUAUUUGGAAAGGGACCUCGCGCAAGCAGCGAGGACUCAGCUCAACUAUAUGUGGGCCCAUCUUCGCUGGAUCUCCUCACGCAGCAGCGUGCUGCGAGGCGUGCCAUGACGCAGGUUGCCACUCCUCCUCUGUCAAGCGAGGAUGGUAGAUCAGAGAUUGAAGAGCCCGUCGAUGCGAGUACAAGCCUCAGAGCUUGA
This is a messenger RNA of Laetiporus sulphureus 93-53, 1407 nucleotides long. RefSeq lists its product as uncharacterized. The record is from RefSeq and is a predicted model, not a curated record. Lineage: Eukaryota; Fungi; Basidiomycota; Agaricomycetes; Polyporales; Laetiporaceae. The coding region runs from base 1 to 1407 and encodes 468 amino acids. The transcript is spliced from 8 exons.